UUUCCUCUCAAUACUUGCACAUCAUACAAAUUAAAAAAAUAUGAAGAAACAUCACAUUUUUCAGGAAGAUCAUCAAAAUUCUUCUAGCAGUUCUUUAGCCAUGAGCUCCUCUUUUGGAACAAGUACUCCAGAAAGACAUUCUUCUUUUUCUCAAGAUUCUGAAUCUGCUGCUAGCGCUCUUCACAGUCCAUCUUCUUCAGAUUACUCACCCAGAGUUACUCCAAGUCAGGAUGAUUCAGCUGUAAUUAUUCAGAAGAGGAAAUUGGGGAAGAAGGCAAAAAGUUAUGCAUAUAGAAUUCGUGAGCAUGUGAAAUUGGGUUCAAAGUUUUCAGAAACGGUGAAGGGGAAAUUGAAUAUAGUGAAAGAAGGAGGGAGAAGAAAUAUAUUCAGGCAUAUGUUUAAUGUGAAUGAUGGAGAGAAAUUGCUUAAGGCAUCGCAAUGCUAUUUGUACACAACAGCAGGUCCAAUUGCUGGGAUUCUGUUCAUAUCAACAGAUAAAAUUGCUUUCUGCAGUGAAAGACCCAUUGCUGUUCCUUGUCCCUCUGGAGGAAUUCUUAGAACACCUUACAAGGUGGUUAUUCCAGUGACGAAAAUUAAAAGAGCUCAUCCGAGUGUAAACGAGAACAAACCAUCUCAAAAGUACAUUGAAAUAGUAACCGAAGAUAAUUUUGAGUUUUGGUUUAUGGGUUUUGUACGAUAUGAAAAAGCUUUCUUGAAUUUACAAAAAGCUAUAUCCAUGUCGAAUUAAAUAUUUACACGUUAGAAUCUUUAGGAUUUUAAAGAGCUUUGCUAGUACUCUAGAGUUUUUUCUUUUUUUGUUGAAUUGGUGGCAUUUUAGGACUGGUUAUUCUUUGUUUACCUUUCUGUCGAUGGUCAUAAUUUCAACUAUUUUGGCUAUAGGGAUAUGGAUUUUAUGUUCAAGUGUAAUUAUCUAUGGUUAUUUGAGGUACUUU
This is a messenger RNA of Solanum stenotomum, 953 nucleotides long. Its product is annotated as GEM-like protein 4. The transcript has 4 exons. The record is from RefSeq and is a predicted model, not a curated record. Lineage: Eukaryota; Viridiplantae; Streptophyta; Magnoliopsida; Solanales; Solanaceae. Bases 41 to 748 code for a protein of 235 amino acids.